AAGAAAAAGUAAGAGGGAAAGAAGCGAACCCCCGAUAGACCUACUGCGUUCGAGUUCUCUCUUUCUCCCCGCAAGCGGCGAAACCGACAUCCUCCGAUCCCUAAUCUCACCUUAGUUCCCCAAAUCCCCCCCAAUUCCCGACGAAACCCUAAUUUCUCAAUCCGAACCCCCAUCGUCCUCACCGCCACCACCGCCUACCCCGAUCGCUCCGCCGAUCGCCGCCGCGCUGACUCACGAGAUGAUCCCGGAGAUCGUCCCCCCGCCGCCUCCCGGCGGGGUGGGGGCGGCGGCGGCGGCGGCGGCGGCGCGGGACCUCUCGGCCUCCCCGACGAGCUCCCGCUCGGUGACGGAGACGGUGAACGGAUCCCACCGCUUCGUGAUCCAGGGGUACUCCUUGGCGAAGGGGAUGGGCGUGGGGAAGCACAUCGCCAGCGACAACUUCACCGUGGGAGGGUACCAGUGGGCGAUCUACUUCUACCCCGACGGGAAGAACCCCGAGGACAACUCCGCGUACGUCUCCGUGUUCAUCGCCCUCGCGAGCGAGGGGACCGACGUGCGCGCGCUCUUCGAGCUUACGCUCCUCGACCAGAGCGGGAAGGGGAAGCACAAGGUGCACAGCCACUUCGAUCGCUCGCUCGAGAGCGGGCCUUACACGCUCAAGUACCGCGGGAGCAUGUGGGGUUAUAAACGCUUCUUCAGGAGGACCGCUCUUGAGACAUCAGAUUUUCUUAAAGAUGACUGCUUGAAGAUAAACUGUACUGUUGGUGUCGUGGUGUCAGCUACAGAUUAUUCCAGACCACACUCAAUACAGGUCCCUGAUUCUGAUAUAGGAUUGCAUUUUGGUAUGCUUCUGGAGAAUCAGGAAGGUUCAGACAUUGUUUUUAAUGUGGCCGGGGAGAAAUUUCAUGCCCAUAAGUUGGUGUUGGCUGCUCGAUCUCCUAUAUUUAGAGCUGAGUUUUUUGAGGGGUUAAAUGAUGAGAAGGAUGAGAUUACUAUUCCUGAUAUGGAACCAGAGGUCUUCAAGGCGAUGCUACACUUUAUCUACAGAGAUACUCUGGUUGAUGAUUAUGUCUUGGCUGCAUCAAGUUCUGUUUCGUCUAUUUCUGAUACUUUGGCUGCAAAAUUAUUGGCAGCUGCAGAUAAAUAUGACUUGGGAAGGCUUAGGUUAUUGUGCGAAUCUUACUUGUGCAAGGAUAUAUCUGUAAAUUCUGUUGCGAGCACUCUUGCAUUGGCGGAUCGUCAUCAUGCCAUGGAACUUAAGGCAGUUUGCCUAAAAUUUGCUGCCGAAAACCUUUCAGUCGGAGCUUCUGAGGACGGUUGCCGGGUGUGAGGAGGAAUGCAGCAGCGGCGGCAAGAGCCAGAGCGUGUGGGCCCAGCUCUCGGAUGGUGGGGACACCAGCGGCCGCAGGGUGAGGGCGAGAAUCUGAUAAUCUGUACAAAUAGGUACCAACAACCUCUCUUGUAUGAAAAUAGACUCAGAUUAUUAAUGGUUGUCCAGGGUGGGGGGAGGGUGAGAAUGGAAUAACAUUGGCCUUGUGUUGUUUGUAAUCUCAUUGUGGACUCUGAUGAAAUGCCGCACUUAUUCACCGAAGGUGAGUGUAUAAGUAGCUAGGCCGCUGGAUCUUUCCUAAUACAAAAUGACUCCUUUAUUAUCUGUCGCUGUUGAUGGCUUCUAAAGAGGCUACCCUUCUCGCGGCGUGACCGUUGCUGCCGCUGAGAGGUUGCAGUUGCAGGUGAUAGCCUGCGCGACAUGGGGGCGGCACUGCUGCUGCAAGCUGUAAGCUGUGCGUAGUAAGUACUGGAUGGGGGUUAAUGACUUGUUGAUAUUGUUAGAUCCCUCGAGGUAGUCGUUUGCAUGUUUCUUCUAUACAACAUUCAACAAGAGCAAGUUUUUCAA
This is a messenger RNA of Ananas comosus (pineapple), 1897 nucleotides long. Its product is annotated as BTB/POZ and MATH domain-containing protein 4-like. Lineage: Eukaryota; Viridiplantae; Streptophyta; Magnoliopsida; Poales; Bromeliaceae. The transcript has 4 exons. Gene Ontology annotation, molecular function: protein binding. The record is from RefSeq and is a predicted model, not a curated record. Gene Ontology annotation, biological process: protein ubiquitination. The coding region runs from base 239 to 1330 and encodes 363 amino acids.